UGCAUUUUCUCAUCACUUUCAUUUCAAAAAUUUUCUUCUACAGUGAGAAGAAAAUAUGGGUGUGAAAGGCAAGUUGAUUGCUUCAGUAGAGGUAAAGUGUGGAGGCCACCUAAUUCAUGACAUUUUUCACACCAAUACUCACCAUAUAUCCAACAUAAGUCCUAAUAAGGUCCAAAAAUUUGAUAUUGAUGAAGGUGAAACCAUAAAAGUUGGUUCGGUUGUUAGCUGGAAUUAUAGCGACGAUGGAAAAGAUAAGAUUUGUAAGCAAGUAAUUGAAGCCGUGGAUCAUGAAAAGAAAUCAAUCACUUGGAAAGUAAUUGGAGGAGAUCUAUUAGAGUUGUACAAUUCCUUCACUAUUAUCACAUCUCAUGACCACCAAUGGACUACAUGGACAUUUGUGUACGAGAAGAAAACUGAAGAAACCCCAGAGCCUCUCGUUUUGUUGGCUUAUGCCCUACAUGUGACCAAAGAUGUAGAGAGUCACCUUCUCAAGUAAUCUAAUCUAUGCUAUUCAAUGGUUCAUAGCCAUAUAUAUAUGUAUGUUAACACGGACAUAUAUGCAUAUCUGUGUGUGUGAUGAAUAUUUGGCAAUAUUGGCUAGUUCUAGCUAGCUGCGUGUGAAAUAAAGAAUGUUGUGUUUGAAGAAAAUAUUAUAUAUGCACGUUUCUUCUAUUGAUGUAUUUUCAAUGGUGAAUAUAUGUAAUGUAUUAUGAAUUUUGCAAGUAUGAACUUUUCCUAUAACAAAGA
Molecule: messenger RNA, 747 nt
Organism: Nicotiana tabacum (common tobacco)
Lineage: Eukaryota; Viridiplantae; Streptophyta; Magnoliopsida; Solanales; Solanaceae
Product: kirola
Biological process (GO): defense response
Source: RefSeq, a predicted model, not a curated record